CCGUGCUACAAAGUUGUUUUGGUCAGUCAAACUACUUGGAAUAUUGAUAUAGUAAAAAUUUUUAUGCACUAAUCCUAAGUUACUUACUAAACGUUGUAAGUUACUGGGAAGCACGACUUUAACAAAUUUAAGUACCGGUACUAGAAAUGUUGGGAUAAGAGAUUCUUAAUAAAUAUUUUCAGUAGUCAAAUAUGCACCAAAGAAAAUUCGUCCCUAAAAUUUAUCAUAAAUUUUUAUACAUACGUCUUUUAAUAAUAACAAAUCAUGGCAGACACUUCUCCAAUUGGAAAAAUUGUCUACAACAUCUUAAAUACCCCCAUUCCAAGCUCCUUAAUAUAUCCACUCGUGGCAUUUGUAACCACUUUACUGUCAAGAGCCAACUACAUAUCUGACCUGGUUCUCCGCCCAAAUCUGUCUGUCUCUGAAACUUAUGCACAUGCAUACGACUUCAUAAUUGUGGGCGGAGGAACGGCUGGAGCUGUCAUUGCAAAUCGCCUUAGUGCAAAUUCAGAAUGGAAGGUACUUUUACUGGAAGCAGGCACUGAUCCACUGAUUCUUAAUGCACUUCCUGCACUAGCGUCAGCAAACUUGUAUCACAAAGACACCGACUGGAAUUAUUUUUCUGUACCACAAAAGAACCACUCGUACGCGUCUUUGAAUCAAAAACUAGGUCUAAGUAGGGGUAAAUCUUUGGGAGGAUGCAGCAAUCUCAAUUUUCUGAUCUACCAGAGAGGAAAUCCACAAGAUUAUGACAACUGGGCUAAUAUUACUGGGGAUAAGGCAUGGGAGUACAAAAACGUUUUGAAAUAUUUCAAAAUUUCAGAAGAUUAUCGUGGCAAUUUUCCAGAUCCACUGGAAAAAUAUCACGGAUUACAUGGACCUCUUAGCGUCAGCAAACAGGGUCAUUCAGUAUUAGUGAAUGAAUGGAUAUCUGCAGCCAAAGAAUUUGGUUUUGAGAGUUCAGACCCAAAUGGUCGACAAACUUCCACAUUUGCCCCAGUUGAUUUCACAGUUAAUCAUGGAAAACGGGCCUCUACCUAUCAUGCUUUUUUAAAGGAAGCUAUGCCAAGGACAAAUCUGAAAAUUAUGCGUUACUCGACCGUGGAUAAGAUUACGAUGUCCGGAAAAAAAGCGGUCGGAGUCAUUUAUACCCGCCAUGGUAGAAAGUUUGAGGUCAGAGUCAAGAAGGAAGUUAUACUCUGCGCCGGAGUAUUUGGAUCUCCAUCAAUUUUGCAAAGGUCUGGAAUCGGUCCAAAGAAUUUAUUGGAAUCUCUGAACAUUCCAGUAGUUCACGACCUUCCCGGAGUAGGGCAAGGACUACAAGAUCACGUAAUGACCAUGGUAGGACCUGUCUUGCUAAAUGACUCUGUAUCCAUUCUGGUAGAUAAAAAAUCAAACCCUUUAUCCUUGAUUGAAUACGUCUUGAAAAGAACUGGACCCUUGGCAUACAAUCCGGCAUCUGUCGUUGGAUUCUUUAGCACUUCCCAACCCAAGGAUCCAUCCUGGCCAAACGCUGCUGUUUAUAUGAACCCUUUCGGAAUACAUAAAUCUUAUGCAGCUGAUAUUGGAACAUCAUUUGCACUAAAGAAGGGAAUUUUGGAACCAUAUAUACGUGGCUUAGAGGACAAACAUGCACUCACAGUUUUAAUGAGUCUAGGCCGGCCUGAAAGCAGAGGCAGUGUGAAAAUAAAAAGCAGUGACCCCGACGUGCCACCAGAUAUUGACCCAAAUUACUACAGUGAUGAGGGAGGCAAAGAUAUUCGAGCCAUGAUAGAAGCAUUUAACUUUGUCGUUAAAUACUUUACAAAAACAACGCCGUGGAUGAAACUGGGGGCAAAUCCUACCCCGAGACACUUUCCAGGCUGUGAGAACUUCCACCUACGAUCCAAUGAGUAUUAUGAAUGCCAUCUCCGUCAUUUUACGGGGUCUAGCUGGCAUAGUUGUUGCACAAAUCGAAUGGGAUCUAAUAUUACCCGUAAAGCUGUGGUGAACUCGAGAUUACGGGUAUUUGGCGUGAAGAAUAUACGUAUCGUUGAUGCUAGCGUGAUGCCUGUUAUCACGAAUGCUAAUUUACACGCUCCUACGAUCAUGAUUGGAGAGAAGGGUGUGGAAAUGAUUAUUCAAGACUGGAAAAUGACACACAUGUAUACUUAAUAUAAAUAAAAUAAAUAAGUACCACACCAUACGAUGAUUUUAAUAA
Messenger RNA from Folsomia candida, 2200 nucleotides. RefSeq names its product oxygen-dependent choline dehydrogenase. The transcript has 12 exons. Gene Ontology annotation, molecular function: oxidoreductase activity, acting on CH-OH group of donors; flavin adenine dinucleotide binding. Lineage: Eukaryota; Metazoa; Arthropoda; Collembola; Entomobryomorpha; Isotomidae. The record is from RefSeq and is a predicted model, not a curated record. The coding region runs from base 265 to 2154 and encodes 629 amino acids.